CUUUAUCCCGGGGCAACCUGGGAUUGUACAAAUAUCAAUUGGUAGUUCUUGGUUGAAUCGAAGCCCAUGACGGUAUCUACGCGGUUGUGACAUAAACAACCCCAAGAACCCUACAUGUAUCCAUACCUCCUUUUCCCGAGUCUCGACCACCCUUUCAACGGAACACCAGACCAACAAUACACACAUUAGAAGCGAACAAGGCUUCAGAAUUUUUUAUCGAUAGAUGCUCAUACCAUUCGCUGCUAGUCGCCCAUGGAACGUGCGAAAUGAACUUGUAUUAUGCCCCUAUCGAUUCGACCAAGGCCGACCCACUGCGUCAGGGCGGAUGUUCAGGGUCUUCCAUGUCGCGUAAGUUUUUGUAACUGGUGUACCAUGUUCACGAUGUCAAUUUGGGGUUGUUGAGAUUUUCGCGCGACAAAACGGUGUGGCCAAAUGACUUCAACCAGAGAGUACAAAACCCAGCGACAAGUCAACUACGAUAGAGCUCAAUCUUGUCCAGGGGCAGUAAGUGUAUUCGGAGAAUAUAGAACAAUGAUGGAACCUUCCGUUGCCUAGAGGCUAGACGCACGCGGGGACCACGAGCACUAUAGACCUACCAGCCCUACACCAGUAGGCCAACGGCAAGCCCUGUCAUUCACCUGUUCGCCCUCAACAUGGCGAUUCCUCGUACGGAUUCCAUAGGGGAAGAGCUCUCAACUCGACAAAAGCCCCACUUGUAAUAGAUCUACAUAACUGCCAUCUGCAUCCUUUCUCCUUUCCACUCCUUACGCGGAAAUCGCCCGUCAAUAACACACUCUCGUUUUAUAUAUCAAACCACUCACUUAUACACUCUCUACAAAUAUACCUACAUAUAAUAAUAUCACAUACACGAAUAUACCUUAAUACACAACACACCACACCAACACACGCAAGAACAUCACAUGGCCAUUUUCAGCAGCAGCAUGGCUCCCAAGAAGACUCCCACCGUCCAGCCCGUCACCGACGAUGCCUCCUCGUCCCACAUGGACGCAGUAGAGCCCAAGCGCCCAGGGACCAGCGGCACUGAAAUGCUCCUCAAGACAAACCGCCGCGACGCAUCAGCGCAGUUCCUCGCAGCCCAGCGCGCAGAGAACGCAUACAAGGCAAAGAAGCGAGCCGCCACGGCCCGCGAGCUUCGCACCGAGGCGCGCACACACUUCCGCCAGAGCGCUCAUCACUUGAAGGAGGGCGUCAAGAGCAUCAUCAACAUGGUCAAGGCUGUCCCUUGGAUGAUUAGGGAGAGAAAAGAGCGCAGACAGGCCGAGAGUGAGAAGAAGUCUUAUGAGAAAUCCAUGGAGAAGAAGAAGAAGUUGGAGGAGAUGAUCGCGAGACAGGAGGCGCAGAACGCGAAGGAGAAGCUCGAUGCUUCCACUGCUGAGGCUUAGACUGGCCAAAAUCUCUUGUUGAGUUGUUGAAGAUGCGCGAUCCCUUCUCUCCCCUCUCCUCCCCUUCUUCUCCUUGUGUCUUAUUUGUUUGCCUUCCGCUUUUCCAUCGCUUUUCAGAUCUUUUGACCGUUUUGCCUCGCCCCUGCUGGCUUACUUUUCCUUGUGUCUCUCUCUGUUGUUUGUUUUGUUUUCUUUAUCCCGUUCUACCCUCACUCCGUUGCUCGUCAAUAUACGAAGCGCAAUUUCCUAUGUCUCUCUCUUUUCUUUUCACAAUUUGCACUCACUCCCAUUUCCUUGUGUUCUCGCAUCUGCAAGAAGAGCGUUCUGUGCAGUGGCCUCGCCUUCUAGAGUGGAAGAAAGAAGCAGAAAAAAAGAGCGACGAAAAAAACAUCAACACACACUCAUACUCACACACACACUUGUUCUAGAAACAGCGGACACCAGUUUCACUGUUUUACAGGACGUUUUCACGGAUGUUUGUUGCUCUGCUUCCCUUUUUCGGUCUUUCACGAUGAAAUCGAUACCCCUCACU
This is a messenger RNA of Periconia digitata, 1935 nucleotides long. NCBI's taxonomy places the organism in Eukaryota, Fungi, Ascomycota, Dothideomycetes, Pleosporales, Periconiaceae. The record is from the annotation of a GenBank genome assembly.